CCCCAUCACCCCAUCCCCUCCCUCUGUCUGCACACCCUGCCUGAUGGUCUGGUUCACAUUUAAAACCACAUGUUGCUGCAUGUGUGUGCAUGAGGAGCGAAUGAGAAGCUUUGCGCAGCAGCAGCUCGAGUGGGACGGGACAGGACAGAUAUGCCAGCCUUGCCUGUCUGCCACCAGUGUGCACAUGGCUGUAGACUGGAAGAUCUGAGCUCCAUACUUGAUCGUUCUGUCUUCUGCACACGCACACAUAUCCGGAAGAAGGCGGGGGUGCCAUCUCUGAACACCCAUGCCAUAUCCAGAUUGUUCUUGAGUCAUUGAAGCAAAAGAGGAAAGAAAGGGAUUUCUCCUACGACUGGAGGAAAAUUCAAAGCUCUCCCAGAUGAGUGUGGCUUGUUUUUUGACUUGAGAGGAAACUCCAUUUGGCUCGUGAGGAGUCUGCCCUCUCUGUAACAACUCUCCUCUUCUGAACAGUGGAACCAUCUGACUUGUCUGUGUAAAACAGAGUGACCUUGAGUGUGUGUGUGUGUGUGUGUGUGUGUGUGUGUGUGUGUAUGUGUAUCUCUCUCUUUCUUCCUCUGUGUGUGGCCUUGGAAAACUUAAAGAACAUCCCGCGUUCCGUUUAUAUGUGUAUAAGGACUGGCACUUUGUAGUAAGCUAUCUGUAGAUUGGACUCCAGAGACCAAGAGACAUACAACAUGCAGACUCUGCUUUCCAUUUGGCUUCACGUGCUGCUGCUUGCACAUGUCAGACUACUGCUGCUAGCGACGGAUGUCCUGGCUUCAAUCAGAGAUAUAAACCAGGAGAAGUGGGAGAAGGACAUCAGGUCAGCAGCAAGCCUGGAUGAGCUGCUCAUGUUGACUGACUUCCCAGACUGGAAGCUGUGGAGGUGUCGUCUAAAGCUGAAGCAUGUUGACUCGGCCUCCUUCCCAGAAAUCCGUUCGGCCUCACUCGGAUCGCACAGAUUCACACGCUUUGCUGCUAACUCCUACAGCCUGGAGGUACUCAAAGCCAUUGAUGAAGAGUGGCAGAAAACGCAGUGCAUGCCCCGGGAGACCUGUGUGGAUGUGGCUCAGGAGCUCAGCACUAGCAAUGACAUGUUCUUCAAACCUCCAUGCGUCUCAGUCUUCAGAUGUAGUGGCUGCUGCAACAAAGAAGGGGUCACGUGCCGCAACACUAGCACCACCUAUGUUGAUAAAAUACUUUUGAGUGUGGUUCCGUUUAAAUACGGUCCUGAGCCGAUGCUGAUCAAAGUAGCUAACCAUACAGAGUGCAAAUGCCAGGAACCGCAGAUGAUUCGCAGACAUGCUCUGACCCACAGGAAGAGCGGGUGUUUUCCAAUACGCCAGUCAGAAGACUCCAGACGACUGUGUGACCGAGGGCUCAUAUGGGACUGUAUGGAGGAUCGGUGUGUACCGUAUCCCUCUAGCAAACAAGCAGAAUUUCCUUCCAAAACCAAGGCACAGGAUUGUGAGAUUGAUGUUGAGAAAUGUGAAUGUAUUCCCAAAGAGGUGACAUCCACCCGGAAAUAUCCUUCAUGCCCCUGCUCAACCAGGAGGAGGCAAUUCAACCAUACGUCAUGCAGCUGCAAGAGAAAGUAAAUGCAUUCACUCAAAGCAGGCACGAAGCCUCGGACAACCUGCUUCUGCCGUAGCUGCGGUCGAAGAUGCACAAUAAUUUAUUUACAUCUUUAUUUAUAACACAGCUUUAUACACACGAGUGGAACAUUUAACCUCACUUUUCACACGUCUGUGUUAAAUCAGAGCAAUUCCAGUUACAAUAUAUAAAUAAUAUACUGGUUUUCUGAGCACUGAAUAUAUUGAAAUUGAUUGAAAUUGGUUCGUUCCAUGCAUGAGAAGCAAACUCUGGACUUGUGGUGCAGUAUAUGAUAUUUAAAAAUCAUUCAUUACACUAUUGACCUUUUCAGUACUGUAACCAGUGAGCAUUUUCAUAUCGAGUCGCACAAAAUGUGAUGCUUAUUUUGUAUAUUUAAUACAUUUAUGUAUUGAAUGCGAUUCAGAAAAUGUUAUUCAGUGUAAUUAAAGACCUAAAUGGAAUAUUGUAUUAUUAAAUGACCAUAGAAUACACAACAAUGUAUCACCCUAGCCCAAUGAAAUUAAAAUAUUUUUAUUGAUCUGUUUUUAAUGACGUAUUUAUGACUGAAAGAUUCGGGAGUUACGGACCGGCAUUUGUCGGUGACAGAUGUGUAGAGGUUUUAUGUUUAAUGUUGAUGUUUCUUGGUGGAUUUUUCAGAAUAAUAAAGAUCUUCAUGUACAUAUAUUUUACUGUUUCUGCUUACAUAGUUCACUCUGUAUUUUUAGCCCAACUUUUAAUUCAAUUAAUAAAGCUAGAAAAGUGA
Tachysurus vachellii is the source of this 2356-nucleotide messenger RNA. RefSeq names its product vascular endothelial growth factor D (gene vegfd). The transcript has 7 exons. Gene Ontology annotation, molecular function: chemoattractant activity; growth factor activity; vascular endothelial growth factor receptor 3 binding. Gene Ontology annotation, cellular component: membrane. Gene Ontology annotation, biological process: positive regulation of endothelial cell proliferation; induction of positive chemotaxis; response to hypoxia. The record is from RefSeq and is a predicted model, not a curated record. The coding region runs from base 696 to 1598 and encodes 300 amino acids. NCBI's taxonomy places the organism in Eukaryota, Metazoa, Chordata, Actinopteri, Siluriformes, Bagridae.